AUGUCUGACGAAGAUCGUGAAAAAUGGUCAGCAGAGGAUAGGAACCGAGAUAACCUGCAUGUAUCUCCAAGCUGCUCAAGUUUUGAAGUAUUAGAUCCUCAUGAUCCCAUUAUAAGUCGACUUGCUACACAAUUGUUUAAAAGGACUAAUGAUUACCUUCAAGGUGAAGUAACAGCGGGACAGGAUCAUUAUAUACUGCUGGAAGAAAUUAACAGAUUAGCUAUAACAAAGUAUGCUGAUCUUAAAAACCUUACUGUUAACUUGGAAAAAACCCUGAAUGAAUACAACAAAAUGUAUGAUACUAGCAUUUUACCACUUUUGCAGCAAAUUGAUGACAUUGAUUCUCAGGUAACGCAAUUUGAAGCAAAUGCAUACCGCUUAGACAGUUACACCAAACAGCUGAAGGCUCAAUUUGAAGAGCUAUGUGAAAAGAGUAAAUAA
This is a messenger RNA of Pieris macdunnoughi, 441 nucleotides long. Lineage: Eukaryota; Metazoa; Arthropoda; Insecta; Lepidoptera; Pieridae. The record is from the annotation of a GenBank genome assembly.